ACUGAGAAUGGGAAAAUUGCUGCAACAUGAUAACCAAUGUUUGCAAACAAUAACAAAACAAAAUACCUAAGCACAUAACACGUAGGCCAACGUGUCAGUCAUAAAAUCACGUGACUUGAUCACGUGACGGUGGCAUUAAAUAGAGUAUCCCUGCAUGUGAGUAAAUGUCUCAGAGAAGAGUCUAUCCUAGUAAUCCUUCAGUGCCAACAGGGCCCUCUCCUGGUUACCAUGGAAACCUACCCCAGCAGCAGCAGCAGGGACAGUACCCUCCUCCUCCUCCUGGGGGUGUGGCUAAUAAGCUAGGGGCAAUGAGUUUAGGUCCUCCUGGUCCCCCGUCUGGUUCAUUAAUGGGAGCUCCGCCCACCUCAUUAAUGGGUUCUCCCCCUCAACCAACUGUUAACGGCCCACCUCCUUCAUUAAUGGGAGCUCCACCCACCUCGCUAAUCUCUCAUUCAUCAGCUGGUCCCUCUUCCCUAAUGGGUCCUGGCCCACCAGGCCCUUCAUUAAUGGGUCCUCCUCCUCCUCUUAGGCCACACCCAAUGGGACUAAUGGCCCCACCUACACAACUAGGAGGGGGCCCUCCGACUAAUAUUAGACCUCAGCCACCACCCACUCAAUUAGCAGGACCUCCACCUAUGAAUAGACCUCAAUUAGCUGGUCCUCCACCCACUCAAUUAGCAGGACCUCCACCUAUGAAUAGACCUCAAUUAGUGGGCCCUCCCCCACCCACUCAAUUAGCAGGUCCUCCUCCACUUAUUAAUAGGUCCCAGCCACCGCCCACUCAAUUAGCAGGUCCUCCUCCACUUAUUAAUAGACCUCAGCCACCGCCCGCUCAAUUAGCAAGACCUCCACCUAUGAAUAGACCUCAAUUAGCUAGUCCUCCUCCACCCACUCAAUUAGUAGGCCCUCUGCCUACUCAAUUAGCAGGUCCUCCGCCUACUCAAUUAGCAGGUCCUCCACCCACUCAAUUAGCAGGUCCUCCUAAUAUUAGGCCUCAGGCUCCGCCCACUCAUUCUCAGUUUCCUCCUCAUCCUUCUUUAGCUCCUCCCACUUCAGCGGCCCAAGGUCCCCCGACAGGAUCUCAUUCCCAUACUCUCAUGUCUCAUACCGGUACUCAUGGUAUGUACAUGGCUGAAGGUGGGGGUAGUACUGGAAUGAGUAUGGCAGGUCCGCCUCCACUGGGUCACAUGACAGCUCCUCCUCCUAACAAGUAUCCUCAUUCUGGACCAACCGGUCUGACUGGUUCUACUCUCCAACCUCAACCAGAACCUCAACCACCUCCUCCUCAGCAGUUGCUUCCGAACAUUCAGCCUGUCAAUGUGCAAGAAGUUCGUAAUAUCUUGCCUGCCACACCCAUCACAGUCUCCACCCCACUACUACCGCAGCACCUACGGGAUCUUAAUCCGGAUCCUUUUGUGUUCUGCUCUACAAUGUCGACUGUUCCAGCUACUUCUGGACUCCUCAAUAAGAUGAAGUUACCUUUUGCUAUUCACAUUCAUCCAUUCAAGGACAGCAAGGCUAGGGAGUGUCCAGUCAUUAAUCCCAGUACUAUUGUAAGGUGUAGGGUCUGCCGAGCUUAUAUCAAUCCUUUUGUGUCCUUUGGGACCAGAA
Amphimedon queenslandica is the source of this 1611-nucleotide messenger RNA. RefSeq names its product basic salivary proline-rich protein 2-like. Lineage: Eukaryota; Metazoa; Porifera; Demospongiae; Haplosclerida; Niphatidae. The annotation marks the transcript as partial. Gene Ontology annotation, cellular component: COPII vesicle coat; endoplasmic reticulum exit site. The transcript is spliced from 5 exons. Gene Ontology annotation, biological process: endoplasmic reticulum to Golgi vesicle-mediated transport; intracellular protein transport; COPII-coated vesicle cargo loading. Gene Ontology annotation, molecular function: zinc ion binding; SNARE binding. The record is from RefSeq and is a predicted model, not a curated record.